This is a messenger RNA of Nymphalis io (European peacock), 2230 nucleotides long. RefSeq lists its product as uncharacterized. The transcript has 5 exons. Bases 197 to 2011 code for a protein of 604 amino acids. Gene Ontology annotation, molecular function: zinc ion binding; nucleic acid binding. The record is from RefSeq and is a predicted model, not a curated record. Lineage: Eukaryota; Metazoa; Arthropoda; Insecta; Lepidoptera; Nymphalidae.
AAUCAGUCAGAAUUCAUUUCUCAAAUGCAGUUUUGAUAUAUCACAGAUUUCACAGAAUACACAAAUAUCAUAAUAAAUAUAUAUUUAUAGAAGAGAGCGGUAUUGAGUUAUUCAUAUUUUAAUGUUGGAUGUAUAAUUUGUUAAGUUUUCAAAUCUCUAACUGAAAACAUCAUUUCCGCAACAUCACCGGUCAGAAAUGGCUCCGGUAUAUAGUAAAAAUGCUAUACUUGAAGGAUGUGUUUCUUCUGAUUUCUUUUGUUUGGUCUGUGAGAUAUAUUUUACAAGCGCAGUCAAUUGCGAUAAACAUAUAUCUGGAGCAAAUCAUAAAGAAAAGAUGAAUUCUAUCAAAUAUGUUGAAAAAUUUGAAGAGGAUGGCAUAAAAAAGAUAAGGAAUAAGUAUUUCUGUGAAUUGUGUAACCAAUUAAUUUCUGUAUUUGCAAGAGUUAAGAUGCACGUAAAUGAACCAUCUCAUAUUAAGAAAAAGCAUAUUGGGUGGCUUAAAAGAAUUGAUAAUGUUGUUGUUGCAUUUGACAGUAUAAUGAUAGAUGAUACAUCAUGGCAAGGGCUCUGCGACAAUUCAUGCACUAUAUGCAAUAUGGAAUAUGAUGAUGAGGUUACACAUAAAAAUUCACCUACCCACAUGCUUAAUUUAAUUCAAUCAAAAGUAGAAUUUGAUAAAAAUAAAAACCUUUAUAGAAAGGUUGAUGAGAGUUCCGUCCAAUGUUUGACCUGUAACCUGGUUCAAGCUUUAGAUACUAAUCACUUUGAUUCACCUCAACACACACAAAUGAUCCAAGCCGCUUGUGAUGGCUACAAAGCAAUGACACAGCAAAAAAAUUUAAAUGUAAAUGUUAAUGAAAAUUCAAAAAAAUAUACAUCUACAUAUGUUUAUGAUGAUAAAUCUGAAGAAAAGGUUUGCAAAGUUUUUGGUGCAGAGAAUUAUAUAAGUUAUGAUCAAAAUAAUAUGACAUGGUGUAUUCUUUGUGAUUGGAUAUUGGAUGUUUCUGUGGUUACAAAACACAUUAAUGGAGAACAUCAUCAAACUAUUCUAGACUUGCAUAAAAAACGUUUGACGGCACUUCAAAUGAAAAAUUCAAAUUACAGUUAUUACGAUAAUGAACAACAGAAAAUUAUCGCGCUGGAUUAUGUUAAUAAAUUUCAAGGUAAUGAUAUUAAUAUAAACUUUGAAUCACAAACAGUGGUUUGUAAAAAGUGUUUACAUAAUCUUAAACUUGAUCAUGAUGCCAUAGAGAAACACAUUCUCAGCCACAACAAACAAUUGAUGAGAGAAAAUAAAUCUGUUCACGUAGAAUUUCCAUUUAAAGUUCCAGAAAAAAAAGGGACCUUAGUUGCUAGACCAGUGUUUUUAAAACCUGGAGGUGUGGAACAACCCUUACAAGGAAAUAGUCCUAAAUCAAGUAAGGUACCUAAAGAUUGCAAGGAUACGGCAUCCAGUGGAACUUUUCUAGAUGUUGAAACUCAUUCAAGUCCAAAAAUAAAGAAAACAAAAGAUCCUAUGUCAGAAAGGAUGCCACUCAAAGAUUUCGUUGAAACCAUAGCUGGUGUGAAAAAUGUUAUAUUUAAGGAUAUUGUUAUUAAUAACAAGUUUUGUAUCAAUACCUUAAGUUUUGGCUUCAUAGCAUUCGUUUCAGAAAAGGUAAGAAUGAAGUGUUAUGUAUGUGAUGAAAACAUUUUGUACACAGCAUUUGAAUCACAUAGUGACAGCCCAAAACACGAGAGAGCUAUGAAGGAUUCACUCAUUCUUACACAACAUGAUACGGAAUUUAUUCGAGAGAUGCAAUCUGGAAGCUUCCACUGUGGUUACUGCAAUAUAUUCGAAAAGUCUUGGAAUGAAAUUGAAGAUCACCUGAAAACGUCAUUGCAUAUUGAAUGCAAGAACAACGCAUUUUGGCGCCUCCAACAGUACCAACCAGUAUUUUUACAGAAUAUGAGCCAAAAGACAACUGUAGACUCGUUCUGUACUAAUAUGACCACUGUGAAGUUCCUUUGAUUUUAUAUUUAUGUAUUUUAUGUAAUAUUUCUGCUUUUUUGGCUCCUAAAAUGAUAGCGUUUAAUAAUGACCUAUCAAAAGAUGACCUUGGAUAUGCUAAACUGGACACCGAUCAAUUCAUACAUAUGUAUAUGUAUAUCAUGUUAAAAUAAAUGUACAUUUGAAUUAUAGUUAAAUGAGAAAAAAGCAAAAAACAAUAACAAGUUUUAAUGAUGAAAU